AUGUCGGCAGAAAAACACGCAUUGGAAGAGGCAGCAGUGGGGAGACAGGUGAUGUCACAGGGAAUGACCCAAAUGGCUCCCCCUCCCUAUCUCCCGUCCCAGGACCCAAACAUGCCGCCGCACCCUCCCCCACCUGGCUGCGGCCCGCAGCCCAGCUUCCCUCCUCCACCCCCUCCCCCAGGUUCCGAGGGUUACCUUCAGGAGACCCAGUUCCACUGUGGUACCCUCGGGCCUCAGGGGGCUCCCAAUGGCUACACAGUACAGACACAUGGACCACCGAGUACAGUCCCUCACCCCCCGGUAGGGUACCUGCAUCCUGGGUACCCGCUUCAGCUGCAACCGUGCACUGCCUAUGUUCCAGUUUACCCCAUCGGGACGUCGGGCCAGCCAUAUAUGCCUAAUGGUGCACCCCACCCUGGAGUUGCCCCGGGGCAGAUGGCCAUGCAGAUGCCCACUGGCAUUGCCCUGAUGGAACCCCGUAGGCCACCACACGAUUACCUGCCGAUUGCCGUGCUCACCACUGUCUGCUGCUUUUGGCCCACCGGCAUCAUUGCCAUAAUUAAAGCUGUUCAGGUGCGUACGGCGGUUGCCAGGGGAGACAUGGUGACGGCGGAGAUAGCAUCUCGUGAGGCGCGUAACUUCUCUUUCAUCAGCCUGGCCGUGGGUAUUGCUUCCAUCGUGCUGUGCACCAUUCUAACCGUCGUGGUGAUCAUCGCUUCUCAGCACCAUGACGACGACUGGGAUCCCUAG
Messenger RNA from Chanos chanos (milkfish), 750 nucleotides. RefSeq names its product proline-rich transmembrane protein 1 (gene prrt1). Bases 1 to 750 code for a protein of 249 amino acids. Gene Ontology annotation, cellular component: membrane. The transcript is spliced from 4 exons. NCBI's taxonomy places the organism in Eukaryota, Metazoa, Chordata, Actinopteri, Gonorynchiformes, Chanidae. The record is from RefSeq and is a predicted model, not a curated record.